UGAGCGCUCUCGAGCGUGCCGCGUAGGGCCAUCGUGUGCUUGGGCAAGUGUAUUCGAUAUCGACGCGCCCCUCGACCCUAGACCACAACAUGGUGAAGUCUGGGCUGGGCCUCUUCGCAGGCCGUCGAAAGUCGUCGUUAGGAAAUGCCAUGGAGGAGGGGGAGCCAGUCUACACACCCGAUGCUGCGCCUGGCGCCGACCCUGGCUCGGGCGGUUUCCGCCUGAUGAGCAAGACUGAAGUUGAACGGAAGAAGAGAGAGGAGGAGAGGAGAAAAGCCCAGGAAAAAGCAGCUUCUAAAUUUCGCCCCUUUAGCGGCUUUGGGAAUGCUGCUCACAAGGGACGGAACCAGUCUUUCGACGACGAGUCUCCUUCCUCUUCCAAGCGGGACAGCAAAUCCAGCAACGGCACCGCGUCCUUCUCCUCGUCGCGGCCUUACAACAACGGUCAAUUCGGGUCGACGUCCACCCUGCCGUCUUCUGCUGAUACAGACUCGAACGACAACAUGUUCGCGAACCUGCCACGACCUCAUGUAUCACAACAUAGUAGCUCACCGAGCGCCCUGUCUAUGGGGUACACGAAGAAGCAGCUCCCUGCGAUCCCGAAGCCGGCAGUUUCCAGGAGCUACGAUGAGCCCACCUCACCUGUUGUGGGUAUCGGACGCGUGCGAGCCAUGACCUCGUCUAGCUAUGCCAGCACCGCGAAACCGCCAACGCUUGAUGCGGACUUGAAUUUUGGAUCGACGGGCUUCGACGACAUGUUUAGUGGGAUCGACCGAAGAGAUUCACCGGACUACACCCACGACUCCCCCGGACGCUCGCUGCUCGCUGGAAAACGGACAUUCCAAGCAGAGCCUAUCAAGAUCGACCGGAAGUUGGAGGUUGAGGCCCCCCUCAAGUCCUGGGACAGCCGUGGGUCCGCGGACAAUCUGAUGUCAUCUCCACGUUCACCAGAUAAUGACUCCCCUCCGCCGCCGCCUCCGCCUCAUAAAUAUUCGCAGUAUGCCCCCGUGGCAUCGCAUAGCCCGGAGCUGAAUGGGUCCAACGAUUUUGAAGACACAGAUGCAAAGGUUGUGCGGCAGUCUGCUGUCCACCGAAAACCCAUCCGUGACAGCUCUCCCGAGCAUCAACCCAUUUCGAUGGCAUCGUCCUCGGUAACGUCCCUUCAAACCCCUCUCUCGUCUCGGUCUACUUCGAACAACACCACACCGAAGGCUGCGCUGCGUCCUGCAGUGUCUCCCUUGUCUGAACACGAUGACGAUAAUCUCUUUGCGCCCUCGAAACCCAAGGAAACUCCGGUCCAGAAACCUGCUGCUCCCAGGCGCAAAGAGAAUAGUCCCCCACCACCCGCGUCUGGGGAGUUCAGUCGACGGGUCAUGACACAGGCAGAAUUCCGCGCUCAGCAGCAACGGCAGAAUGCGCAACCUCCGGAGGAUAGCUCCGAGGACGAAGACUACGAAGAUGAGGAAGAGGCAGCAGAAAGAGCCCAUCAAGAAGCAAUGGAGAGACGGCGUAAAUUGCAGAUGGAUAUUGCGCGAGAUAGCAUGCGUCGUACGACGACCGCGCCAGCGAACCCGAAUGCCAACCACCCAGACAGCCUCACCGAGCCGUUUAGCAUGGGUUUCCCUUCGGAGACAUCACUCAAGGCGGAUGAGUGGGAGGACGAGGACAUCCCUCUUGGGAUCCUCGCACAGCAUGGCUUCCCUAGCACCGCCCGUAACCGGGCGCCAACUCAACCCGCCAACGUUAUGCCAUCGUACUUUAGGAGCUCCACGCCUAACGCGCUUCCUGAGCGUCCAGCAUCCGUCGGUGCAAUGAGCAGCCGUGCUUCGCAAGCCUUCAAGCCUCCCUUUGCAAGGAACCUUCCUGACGACCCUCACACUUCGUUCAUUGGAGGUGGGAUUGUCCGGCCGACCAACCGUGAAUCCAUGGGCUUCAACCGUGGGCCUGCAUCUGUCAUGGGUGACAUGCCGAUGACGUACCCGGAGCCUCAAUUGUCAGCGCCGUCACUAGUUGAUCAGAUUCAAAUGCAGGAAAUGCAGAGACCCAAGUACAUGGGCGGAGCAUCCAACAAGCAGAGACCACAGCAAGGACCCUUUACCGGCCUCCUGGGAACGCAAAUGAACGGACCCAAUCCAGGCCUUAGUCAAACAAGGAUGUCCCAGAUGCCCAUGGCCGGUAUGAAUGGAAUGGCGCCGGUGAUGAACAUGAUGGGUGGCCCUAUGGGUAUGCCGAUGAUGGGCGUGAAUAAUAUGGCAUAUCCCAUGACCCAACAACAACAGAGCGAGCUAAUGCAAAUGCAACAGAUGCAGCAAAUGCAGCAGAUGAUUGCACAGCAACAGCUCCAGCUCCAACAGAUGCAAGCCAUGCGGCAAGGUCAGGAUCCACGCAUGUCAAUGGCUUUCCAGAACCCCGGACUUGCGCCUGGCAACUUUGGCAACGGCUUUUUGAAUGCCCCUUCCGUCAUGGGCAACCAGCGACCUAUGUCUGUAAUGUCGUCGAGCAUGAACCAGCCACCGCGUCCCUAUUCGACCCCGAGCCAGGUUGGAGGUGGGUUCCUAUCAGCGCCCGCCCCGCAAAAUGGAUACACGCCUUCGAUUGCGCCCAGCGAACGUUCUAAUAUCGGCCUGUCGGCUAGGUACCGUCCUGUUGCUACUGGGCAGCACGCUCAUGAUGCAACAUCCACUGUCAGUUCUAUGACACUUCAGGCUUCCGGCGGGGCGAACCAGCCCAAGACCGUCAAGGGGAUUCUCAAGAAGUCUUCCCCACAACCCCAGGAGACUGACGAUGACGAUGGUUGGGCCAAGAUCGCUGCGAGUAGGAAAAGCAAGUUUAAUAGCUCCCCGCGGCGCGACGACGGCGGAGCAUCUUUGCGGGAGCUUGUGCAGGGUGUAGACAGGCUCUGAGCGAUCUCUCUUUCUCUUUAUAUAAUUCGCAUUUUAAGGCGUUCGCGCACUGGAGAGGCUGUCGAGCGAGUACCCCAAGCUUUUUUAGCAUUUUCGAAAUAAUCUAGGAGGAACGUAUAACCGCAUCGGAAAAAGGAACGUUUAGCAUGUUACGCAUUUCCUUGCUCCCACUUGGGCCUGGCUUUUUCAGGUUCAGUCGGGAGAAACUUCAGGCUCUCCACCCCCAGUUGUUGCGUAAUGGAUGGAGUCUGGAGGUUAUAAUUUCUUGUAAUAUAAUAGAUUCUUCUUCUUCGACA
Messenger RNA from Trematosphaeria pertusa, 3199 nucleotides. RefSeq lists its product as uncharacterized. The record is from RefSeq and is a predicted model, not a curated record. NCBI's taxonomy places the organism in Eukaryota, Fungi, Ascomycota, Dothideomycetes, Pleosporales, Trematosphaeriaceae. The coding region runs from base 90 to 2903 and encodes 937 amino acids. The transcript is spliced from 2 exons.